This is a messenger RNA of Neohortaea acidophila, 2935 nucleotides long. RefSeq lists its product as uncharacterized. The record is from RefSeq and is a predicted model, not a curated record. The transcript has a single exon. Lineage: Eukaryota; Fungi; Ascomycota; Dothideomycetes; Mycosphaerellales; Teratosphaeriaceae. The coding region runs from base 181 to 2661 and encodes 826 amino acids.
UCGCAUCGUCCGCUCACAUGCUAAUCCUCAUCAGGUGCACGAGCAUUCAAUUUCGCCCAUUGUCAUCCACUCCUCCCCGCUAUUGUCCUCCCACCCCAGCUAUCCCUCCGCCCAAUCAACCCGCUCGCUCACUCCGAUGCCUCUCACACCCUGAGAACCAACCCAUUCACGCCGUCCGCCAUGGCUUCGGUCGACGAGCAGUCCACUGUUCCUCCCAUCGCGAGAUCCCAGGAAGACCGUGACGACCUCACCGCCAUCGACCGCGCAAUCGAACGCAUGCGCGCCUUCACCCCAGCCGAUCCAUACGUCCUCACGAUCCCCCAGGACGUUGAGCCCCGCUAUCACCACUCCUACCUCUACCAGUCCAAGCAGUGGCUGCACAAUACCCCCUUCCAGCCCCGCGAGCACGAAAGCACACAAUACCAAACCUUUGUUUACCACGAGCCCGGCAAGGAGAUGUACAUGCUGCAUAACUCGCGCCAUGGCGAGGCGGAGAAGGGCGAAGAGAAGAACGGCAUACGUACCGGAGCAAAUACACCCAAUGCCCAGCCAAAGAAGACCAUCAGCCUGACGGCAUACAAGAAGAAGCAGGCAGGCUUGACGCCAGAGCAAGGGCUCGCGAAGGAGAGUGAGGCGGUGGUGAAGAAGCCGGCGGUCAAGGGCCCGCUGGAAAGAGUCAAGGCAGAUGAGGAGGUGCUUGCUGUGAUUGAAGGGGAUCGAGAGCUGCAGCCUUCGCCGCCAAAGGAGGAGGAGAAGGAUCUGAAGCGGAAGAGAGAUGAUGCUUCUGAGAAAGACGGGAAGACGGAGCAGGCUGGGCGAAAUGGGCAUGUGGAGGAGGAAGGCCGCGCGAAGAAGGCGCAACGAUUGACUCCGCCAUCAUCCACUACAGAGCCAUCGCGAAAUGCGACCAAGAAAGUCGAUGGAAAGCAGCCUCGUUCGCCGGAACACGACCGCAGUCGACCUGCCCAAUCCAAGCCAGCAGCAGCUGAACCGAUGGAGUUCACCCUCCCGCCCAAACUGUCUCCGCCCCGAUCAGCUCCUGCAGAAUCAAGUACAGAGCCCGCGACCAAAUCACCACACAGCGCCAUACCGCAACUACCUUCGCGCCUUUCCUCCAGCAUGUCCGAUCUAAUGAAGCAAACAUUGAGCGCACGCACUCCCCGAUCCCGAUCCGUGUCCAAAGAUGCAACCACUCAACAUCGCACUCCGCCCUCCAAGAGUGUUCCACGCAAUGCGUUCCGCGCCAACUCCAACAUGGCUAGCCAUGGAGAUGAGGGGUCUUCGGAAGAUGCAUCAGGCGGCAAGAAGGUGGAGAAAGCGAGCAAACGACACGAUCACUCCGGCCGCUCGCCGUUGGGGCCAGUGGUGAAGCUGAAGUUCAAGUCGCAAGGCGAGAAGGUGAAGCGUUUAUUGAAGAAGCCACCAAAUCCUUCAAAGCUGUUAGAAGGGGAAGAGGCAGCGAAAAAGUCUUGGCCAGAUGCGCAAGUUGUCAAACCAUCUACGCUCGCCAAAGACGAUGUCGAGAGGGACUCUGCCAAGCGUAAACGGUCUCACGCGGAAGACAACGGGAAUCUGGAUAAUGUCCCUACGAAGCGCAAAAAAUCGAGCCCCGACAGAGCAGAACCCAGGAAGCGCGACGAACCCAGCACACCCGUACCGUCGGAUCAGAUCUCUCCGCCCAGCGCGCCCAAUUCUCGCUUUCCCAUUACUCCCGGUGGAAUCCGCAAGGGCAAAGACUUGCUUCCCACCAGCAUGAAGCGAGACAACAGCAACGACAGCCGAAUCAACACUCCGCCGCCCAUGUCCCAUUCCUCCCCGAGCAUCAACGGCACCCCGGCAGCGACCUCCUCUAAUAAACAACAACAACAAGAACAACCCUCCACCAACGGCAACCCCAAACACCUCGCCCCCAGCGUCAAAACGCCCAAACAACAAGCCUUCGAAGCAGAGCAAAUCCGCCUCGAGAAACUAGGCAAAGAACUCAAACACGCCGCAACCGCACACCUCAAACCACCCGCCUCGAGCACCACCCACUCCCAACCCCCAACCCCUCGCGACCAAAAGCUCGCCGCAAUCAAAUCCCUUGAAUCCCUGCUCGCCUACCUCCUAGCCUUCACCUGCGCCGACGCCGCCGCCCUGUCCGCAGACCCCAAACUCGCGCCCUCCCCGCGCCCCUGGAAGUCCCUGCACGGCUUCCUAGGCUUCGUCAAAGCGCACUGCGAGCCCUUUCCCGCGCUGCAGGGCUUGGCGUGCUGGUUGGGCGUGGUGUUUCAUUCGCGGGUGCUGGAGCUCGCGGCGCGCGGGGGUGUGGGGAGUCUGAGUAGGGAGGCGGUGUUGGAUUCUGUUGCUGCUAUGGGCAAAGCGGGGCGGGAAGCGGAAGGGAAGUUGGAUUUUGAUGCGCUGAGGGAGAAGUUUCCCAGGGCUUGGGAGGAGCGGUCGAGGGAGGUGGAGGCCGAGGAGGAGUUAGAGAUUGCUUCUCCUGCUGGUGCUGGUGAGGGCGGAAAGAGUGGGAGGGUAGCGUUCGCGGGACCGUACAAAUUGCCGCUCGGCGCGCAAUCGAGUCCUUUGCGGGCGGCGAGGGCGGGGUAUGCGAUGUUGGAGGAGUGGAUUGACGGCCAGGGUGGUGGGGAGGAGCUGUAUGCUUUGAAGCUGAGGCUGUGAUUGAGAGCGCUCGGGUUGGACACAAAACUCGAUGCUUGGAACGAAGAGAUACCCCCCCAGGACGACCGGGCAAGAAGUAGUUACGAUCUCUUUGACGAAACUAGCAGAUCUCACCACAUAAAAAGACCAUUGGCAUCGAGUCGCAUCAUCUCACGGUUAUAUGCAUAUUUUGACCUCUGUCCACUACUACAUACUCGCUCCCUCUCUCUCUCUCCUCUUCUCAAGCAGUCAAGGAUUAUUUCUCCCUCCCUUCACGUCCCCAGAAUGCAUCCCA